UAUAUGCACUGUCACAGUGUGAUAUGUCACAGUAGAAAUGGCUUCUGUUCAUUUUGAUGCACAUGGCAUCUUGAUGUUUGCGAUAUGUCGCUAUGAGCUGUAAUAUGUACAGCUGAGCAGUUGCUUUUAUGUUAUGGCUAGCAGCUUAUAAGUGUGAAGUGUCGCUACACGCUGAUGUAUGUUACACCUGAGAAUUAUGCUCAAGUGUAAAUGAUAUGCCGCUUUGGCAAUUUCUUGAUUAUUUCCCUUGUGAUCUGUCAAAAUAGCCUAUGUUUGGCCUCUGUGAAUUGACUGCUAUUGAAACUUUUGCACACUUAAGUAUUUGGGUGUCCUUGGCUGUCUAUGGCACCAUAAGGCUUGGAAAAAUUAUUUCCAUUAGAAGCUUAAUUUGGCGAUCAAGGGCAUUUUUAUACUUAAAAUUUUUUCAUGUUAAUAUGCAAAGUCAAUUCAACAUGUAUGUAGGCAGAUAAGGUUUUGAACUAUGAGUGUCUUCAUUCUUAAGACAGGUGUCUCGUUUUGUAGGCCAAAAUAUGCCACCCAAAAAGAAAAGACCAAAGAGCACUACAAACGGGAACACGCCAUCCUCUGAGACUUCAAGCCCGGCAAAACGUCGAAAGCAGACAUCAGCCUCUGUUGACAUUGCCGAGCAGGUGAACAACGCUAUACAAUUAGCCCUGCCAAAAAUCACUGAAGCAGUCCUUUCGGCAAUGAAUAAUAAGAGCGAGGAGCACACAGAUAAAGCUCCAGAGGUGUCUCAGGAAUUACCAAGCACGUCCACGGAGCCGCUUUCCCAGGCUAGCGAUGGUACAAGAAUUCAAGGAGGGGUUCCCAUCUAUGAAUCCAGUGCCGACACCAAUAUCUCCAACAAUGCUCAACCUUUAAAGAACCUAGCAGACUUCAUUUUGCAGAGUUCACUUUCUAAAGCGUCUAGGUCAUCAUACGAUAGAGCUUUUACAUGUUAUAAGUCCUUCAUGUUCAACCAAUAUCCAAAUGUCCCCAUCUUACCACCAUCAUCUCAACAUGUCGCACUUUUUGUAGCCUUUUGUUUUCAAUCCAACAUAGCGACGUCGACCUUGAAAAGUUAUCUAUCAGCUCUAGGAUAUAUAUUUAAAUUAAAGGGCUAUCAAGACGUAACACAGCUUUUUGUAAUUCGCAAAAUGCUACAAGGGUAUGAAAAGUUAAAACCAGGUACAGGGGAUACGAGGCUGCCUAUAACACCGUCUAUUCUAAGAAAUUUAGUUGACUCGCUUGAUCAUUUAGGUAUCUCGUUUUACCAGCGCAGCAUGCUAAAAUCAAUGUAUUUGUUGGCCUUCCAUGCCUUCUUAAGAGUGGGGGAAAUAACUAUCACAUCUCGACAUCACAGAGGUAAUGUUUUGUUACUGGAAAAUGUUAGACUUGUUCGAGACGAAUCAAACACACUAGAAGGCCUAGAAAUUAGACCUGAUUCUUUCAAGCACAGUUCUGGCCGACAUAUUCCCUCCUUGUUUCUACAGGCUAGUAAUUCCAAUGAAGGGCUCUGUCCAGUGCAAGCACUGUUGUCAUUUAUUACACUAAGGGGUCAAGUCAUGGGUCCCCUUUUUUCUUACCCUGAUGGUCAUGGAAUCCAAAGGCAACAAUUUACAAACUUUCUACAAAUGUCUUUAAAGUGGUCGGGUCUCGAUUCUAAACUCUAUAAAACUCACAGUUUUCGAAUUGGUGCGGCAACGUCAGCGGCCGAAAUGGGUAUUUCAGACGAAAAGAUUAAACAGAUGGGACGAUGGCAUUCCGACGCAUACAAGAAAUACAUACGCAUACCUGUUUUGAAAAUCUAAAUAUUUUCUGCAGUAAGUAUAAUCAUGGGGACAGGGGCCUCUGAUUAUGCACUAAAUAUCAACACAUACUACGAUCAGCUGGUUUUUGGACAUAGCGAAUAUAAGUUUCCAGAUUUAUAUUUAAUUUCCCUUUAUAGCAUGGACUGUUUUGAAUUUUAAACCUAGGUCAUGGGGACAUGAGCCUCUGACUUAACCGUAUAAAUAUAGCAUGGAAUGUUUUGAUUUUCAAACUUGAGUCAUGGGGACAGGGGCCUCUGACUUAACCUUACAAAUAAAGGAUGGACUGUUUUGAUUUUUCGAACUUACAUGUAAGUCAUGGGGACAAGGGCCUCUGACUUAAAACUAAUGGAGGUACAACUGCGUUCAUUUUUCUUCGACAUUAAUUAUAAGUCACGGGGACAUGGGCCUCUGACUUAUUCGCCUGGUUGUGUUUAUAUAAUGUAUAAUUUGUUUUUUGAUUCUGGUUGGCCGUAAUAAUGAUGUUAGAAACUUUGAUGAAAUAGGACAGAGGAUCGUGAACUUAAUUAUAACGUGUUAUGGACACUGCUGGUUAAUGGAGCUUGAACUAGAUCCUUCUAUCACUUAUAAAGGAGCAUCUUGUCCGUCUUUGAAGAAACUGUGUGGUAUUUAUGUUUGUGCAUUAAUAUUAACAAUUCAUUAGAAGACAAUAGUUUAAGGAUGGGGUUUAUUGCGUUUAUGUAAAAACAAUAAUGUGGCGAAUUUUUAUACCCCACCUUUGAUAUCUAUUGAAACAAAAUUGAUUAUAUUUUCAAUUGUUCAAUUUUUCUGAUUCUGCAUUAUAUGUUUAUAUGCAUGAUAUUUUGUGUUUUUUCAUACAGUCAUUUAUAAUGUAAAUAAAUGGCAUUUUUCAAUUCACUUAA
Messenger RNA from Saccostrea cuccullata (small rock oyster), 2692 nucleotides. RefSeq lists its product as uncharacterized. The coding region runs from base 531 to 1811 and encodes 426 amino acids. The transcript is spliced from 2 exons. Gene Ontology annotation, biological process: DNA integration; DNA recombination. The record is from RefSeq and is a predicted model, not a curated record. Lineage: Eukaryota; Metazoa; Mollusca; Bivalvia; Ostreida; Ostreidae. Gene Ontology annotation, molecular function: DNA binding.